Molecule: messenger RNA, 1407 nt
Organism: Penicillium cosmopolitanum
Lineage: Eukaryota; Fungi; Ascomycota; Eurotiomycetes; Eurotiales; Aspergillaceae
Product: PLC-like phosphodiesterase
Exons: 3
Coding region: 1-1407 (468 amino acids)
Biological process (GO): lipid metabolic process
Molecular function (GO): phosphoric diester hydrolase activity
Source: RefSeq, a predicted model, not a curated record
AUGAGGUUUACCUCGCUGCUGGCCCUGGGCCUAGCUGGUCUGGCUUUAGCCAAAGAUGGUACAACCACCGAGACCACCGAGACCAACACCAACACCGAUCUCUCCUCCACCAUCACGGGUUCUUCAACCUCUUACAACUGGUCCGAUGCUUCCACCAUCACCAAUGCCUCAGCUCAAGUUCCCACUGGUAGCUAUCUGACCUACACCUCCGUCAUUACCCUCGGUAAUGGCGACCACAAGACCGUGGUCUCCUCUUCACUCAAUGCCAGUGCUACCGCGACGGGCAACCAGACCCUUCUCCACACUUCGACCUCGGACUCCGUCACGGUGCUGGUUGGCGGUGGUGGGACAACCACCCUGGGCAACAAUAGCAUGAACGCGACCCAUACACAUUCUUCCACCAGUUCGAUCCCAACCGAGACCAACACCACCCCUUGCAAUGGGUACAGCGAGUUCUGCUUGCGCAACUACUCCAACAUCACCAAUGUCGCCGCUCAUAACAGCCCGUUCGUGGUUCCUGGCAAUGCUGCCUCCAACCAGGCUCUCAAGGUGACCGACCAGUUGAACGACGGCAUUCGCAUGCUUCAAUUCCAAGCCCAUAAUAAGAGCGGCGAGAUUCACCUCUGUCACUCGAGCUGCGACAUGCUCGACGCCGGCACUCUGGAAUCCUAUCUCGCCCAGGUCUACCAAUGGAUGAUCAAGAACCCUUACAACGUCGUCACCUUCGUCAUGGGCAACUCCGACAACCUCCCACCAACCGCUUUCGUCGACUCCAUCGAAAAAUCCGGCCUGAAAAACAUCAUCUACUCGCCCCCGAAGGCCCCCAUGGCCCUGGACGAUUGGCCCACUCUCUCCGAGAUGAUCCUCUCCAACAAGCGAGCCGUUUUCUUCAUGGACUACGGUGCAAAUGAGACCGCCGUGCCCUAUAUCAUGGACGAAUUCUCUCAGCUGUGGGAGACACCCUUCUCGCCCACUGACCGCGAUUUCCCCUGCACCGUGCAGCGUCCACCGGGCCUGAACCACAAGGAUGCCACCAACCGCAUGUAUAUGAUCAACCACAACCUCAACCUCGAAUUGAACUUCGGUUCUAUCAGCCUGCUCAUCCCCAACACGGCUUAUAUGGUCGACACCAACAGCGCCAACGAGACCUUAUAUGGCAGUCUUGGUAACAUGUCGGCGAAAUGUUCUGAAAUGUGGGACCGCCCUCCCAACUUCCUGCUGGUCGACUACUAUAACUGGGGCAAGCCCAAUGGCUCUGUCUUCGAGGUUGCGGCGAAAGCGAACAACGUCACCUGGAAUGGUAACUGCUGCGGCAGCACUUCGGCCGCUGCGCACAUGGCAGUCGCCAGUGUCUCGACGAUGGUCCUCAUCGCAGCAGGUGUCCAGUUCCUUCUCGCGGCAUUCUAA